CAGUGAGUACAGCGAAUUUGCCUAUUAUCUGUUACCAUCUGCUAUUAGCAAUCCGUCAAAGUAUUUUACUAUUCCUAUACUCAAUUUUCUAGGUUUUCUUUCUGUUCCCACAAAUCAAAUUCUCUUCUCUCGCUGAUCAGUGGUCCGCAGGGCGUUAUUCCAUCUCGAAUUCUUUCAAUUGAAUUUCGUUACUCUAAUCUAAUGGAUGAUGGGGAGCUUGAAUUUUCUAACCAAGAGAUGUUAUCGAGUCCUCCGUGUAUUGGUGAAUUUCCGGACACUAGCUCAAUGGGGAGCUUUUGGAACGAUAUUCUGAGUGAUACCCAUGCUUGCACUCAUACCCACACUUGCAACCCACCUGGCCCUGAUAACUCUCAUACACACACUUGUUACCAUGUUCACACCAAAAUAGUACCUGCUCCAAGUGAGGAUAAGGCACCCAGUGAUGAUACUGCAGAAUCUGCAGACAAGAUAGCGAAGAAACGACCUUCAGGCAAUCGGGAAGCAGUCCGCAAGUACCGGGAAAAGAAGAAGGCUAGGGCUGCUUCAUUAGAGGAUGAAGUUGUCAGACUGAGGACUAUUAAUCAGCAACUGCUGAAGAGACUCCAGGGCCAGGCAGUGCUGGAAGCUGAGAUUGCCAGGCUAAAGUGUUUGCUUGUGGAUAUUAGAGGAAGGAUUGAAGGUGAAAUUGGAUCAUUUCCAUACCAAAAGCCUGUGAAGAGUGGUGAUUUAUAUCCGAAUCUUGCUAACCCUACCUUGCCAGGGGCAUAUAUUAUGAACCCCUGCAAUAUGCACUGUAACGAUCAAGUUUAUUGCCUCCACCAUGGUUCAGAAGGUAAAAGCUCAGAGGGCGCAACAUUGAACAACCAAGGCACCAGUAAUUGUGAAUUUGAGAGUCUGCAAUGUUUUGGCAAUCAGACUUCUGGUCUGAAGGAGCUUCCUGGGUGCGGAGUGGGCAGCAAUAUGUCUACUCGUAAUGCCAAGAAAAAAGUGGUGGCACAAGCAUCAGAAAGUAGUUGAAGAAUUAGAGCAGAGUCAAGUGUGGCCUUCCUCUCCCAUCUUGAAUCCAUCCAUAGAUCAGUCAAUGGAUGUCAUUGCUUCCAGAGAAGCCUGGGUUAUUGGAGCUAGCAAGCAUGGUGCAUGGAGUGGAUCAAACAGUUUUUCGGCCAUUUACUCUUAAAUCUUAUGUUAUGGCGAUUCUUUUAUGGAUUCUGUUUCUUCUUAUUGACUUGGAAAAAUGUGUAUUCUUUCCCAAUUGAUGAGAUUUUCGGUCAGUGAAUUAUUAUUGUCUUUA
Molecule: messenger RNA, 1291 nt
Organism: Ipomoea nil (Japanese morning glory)
Lineage: Eukaryota; Viridiplantae; Streptophyta; Magnoliopsida; Solanales; Convolvulaceae
Product: basic leucine zipper 23-like
Exons: 3
Coding region: 202-1017 (271 amino acids)
Biological process (GO): regulation of transcription by RNA polymerase II; DNA-templated transcription
Molecular function (GO): RNA polymerase II cis-regulatory region sequence-specific DNA binding; DNA-binding transcription factor activity, RNA polymerase II-specific
Source: RefSeq, a predicted model, not a curated record